Molecule: messenger RNA, 837 nt
Organism: Ascochyta rabiei
Lineage: Eukaryota; Fungi; Ascomycota; Dothideomycetes; Pleosporales; Didymellaceae
Exons: 5
Coding region: 1-837 (278 amino acids)
Cellular component (GO): membrane; endomembrane system
Source: RefSeq, a predicted model, not a curated record
AUGGGCGCGACUGAGGUAGCAGCUGAGCUGGGCCGACGGCAUCCGCUUCAACGACUCGAAGCUCCAUCGAAGGGAUUUUCAGGUGCCCUGCAUGUCGCUGGUCUUAUCAGCUUCUAUAGCUCCUUCAAGUUCUUGCACGAUAACCCCAAUCAAUUCAAUCUUUCGUACGGCUGGCACCUCCAAUUCCUGACCAUCAUUGGCAUAUCAAUAUCAACCCUCUGCUUUGCCUUUGGUCUUCUUGCCGACAUCCUCUCCUCCUCAUCCACAUCUCCGACCACACCGACCAAUGCCUCUGCAUCAUCCUCCCGUACUUUAUCCGACUACUUCUUCACCGCCAAGAACUAUCUCUCCCUUGUAGCGGCCCCUGUUGAGAUCGUAAUCAGCAUCCUGUACUGGGGUCUCCGGUUUAUUGACACUGGGCUCGUUGUGCCGCCGGACCUACCCCUGCCACCGCUCGGUGUGGAUCUUUGCUUCCACUUGGUGCCUGCGGUAGUACUGACUAUUGAUGCCAUCUUGCUAUCUCCGCCAUGGCCGAGUAGCCCAAUGAAUCCUCAGGCGCCGCUGCUGACUUUGGGGGUUAGCACAGGAGUUGCAUUCGCUUAUUGGUGGUGGAUUGAGAUCUGUUAUUCGCAUAACGGGUACUACCCGUACCCAAUCUUUGGGUUGCUGACUACAUAUCAGCGCAUUGGUCUGUUCACGAUGAGUGGGGCGACGAUGUGGGUCGUUGGUGGCGCUCUACGAGCUUUGUAUGCGUAUGUCAACGGCUACGAAAUAACGGAGGCUCUGGAGAAGACGCAAAGAGCACGCAAGAUGGGAUCAGAGGGCAAGUGGGAGUGA